Messenger RNA from Betta splendens (Siamese fighting fish), 4988 nucleotides. RefSeq lists its product as uncharacterized. The record is from RefSeq and is a predicted model, not a curated record. Bases 758 to 3277 code for a protein of 839 amino acids. NCBI's taxonomy places the organism in Eukaryota, Metazoa, Chordata, Actinopteri, Anabantiformes, Osphronemidae. The transcript is spliced from 14 exons.
GAAGGAAACAAUCUACUGUCCACCUCUCUCAGGUCAUUCUUAUCUUCUGUUGGACUGUUUAUUGGUCACAUGUCACUCUCACGUCUGUCAAUAUGUGAUAACAGUCUUAUUAGGAUGGCAUUUAAUAACCAAACCCAAGGUUGUUUAAUGUCUUACAGAGCCAUUACCACAGACUACCUGCCAAAAUAGUAACUAUCAGUGGCUGCAUUACUGUUUUUAAUUAAUUAAAAACUGUAUUAAAUUCUAGCAGCCUGUCUGGGUUUAGUUUCCACAUAAUGUACUGGUUUCCAGUAGCGUCACAAGGAUCUGUUUCAUAUCAUCUCUGUGGUUCCCUCUACUGUUCCAUUGAGGUAUAGACAGAACCUGCUUUAACCUAUGAACUUUGUACUUUAGUCCUACAUGCUGCUUUCUCAUUAGACACAUACAGGUAAUGUUUUAUUCUUUGGUGGAUCCCCAUCACAGUGAACUGUUAAACUCUUGUACCUUUUUCGCCCCUGUAACCGUACAAACAUCAUUCUGCCGUAUUCUGUCUUACUAUGACCGACUUUCAUGCCUCUUCCUGGAACCUCUUUUUAUCUUGGCUUGAGAUCAGCACUGGCUUGAAACCCGUGGCUAGAUUACACUGUCCCACUCUCCUAUGUGUUAAUCACCAGAGUACAUGAUAAUAAAGAGCAGACUGAAGGUGGAGCCAGGAUAGUUUAAGUAACUGAGGGGGAGCUGACUGAAGGAAAAAGGAAGCACAGUGACUCCCAGGAUCAUGAAGUGUUUUCAUUUCUUCUGUUUAGGAGUUCAACACUGUGUGUCAACACACAGAGCAAAUGAUCAGCACAUCAUGAGAACACAGAACUCCUGUCUGUUUCCUCUCAGGGUUUGGAUUCUUUAUCUUCUGCUUCACUGCUGCAGCGGUGACUCUGAGCUCAUUGGUUCCUCUCAGCCAAUAGUAGCUCGAGUUGGAGAUGAUGUCACGUUACCGUGUCACCUUGAACCUGCCCUGGAUGUUGAUACGAUGGCGUUGGAGUGGACGAGGCCUGAACUGAACCAGUUUGUGUAUGUGUGGCGAUCUGGUCAGGAGUUGGUCAACGACAUCCAUCCAUCGUACAGAGGCAGAACAUCCAUGUUCUCUGAUCAGCUGAAGGAGGGAAACAUGUCCCUGAAGCUCUCUGAGGUAGAACUGUCUGACAGAGGAACCUACAGGUGCUUCAUUCCUAAACUCAGCAAACAGGCGCUGGUUACGCUCAUUGUUGCACCAGACGCUGUUUCCUCCCCCGUCAUCAGUUUAUCAGGACUCGACAGAGACAGAGGUGCAGUGGUGCUGGAGUGUAGGAGUGGAGGCUGGUUCCCAGAGCCUGAGCUGCUGUGGCUGGACGCUGAGGGAAAGCUCCUCUCUGCUGGACCUACAGAGACAGUCAGAGGUUCUGAUGACCUCUAUACUGUCAGCAGCAGAGUGACUGUGGACAAGAGACACAGCAGCAGAUACACAUGCAGAGUCCAGCAGACCUCCAUCAACCACACCUCAGAGGCUCACAUUGAAGUUACAGGCAACAUCUUCCCGGGUCAGACUGAUUCUAGAUCCAGUUCUGGUUCAUCUGUUCUUGUCGUCGUUGGUUUGAUUCUCUGUAUCAUGGUUCUUCUUGCUGCUGUUGCUGCUCUGGUUGUGUGGAAACGAAGGAAGAACCAACUUGGAAAGAAGCAGCAGGAUGAAGAGACACAGAACAAGUCUGGAGCUAAUGAACUAGAGAAGGAACCUCUGAUGGAACCAGAACCAGACGGAGAACGGGUAACACAGAUGGUGGAAAACCAGAAUGAGAUGGAGAAAACACAGACAGUACAUACACAGAACCUGCAAACAGAAGAGACGGAGGCUGAAGAUGAAGAACCACAUGAUCAGGGUUUGACGGAUGAAGGACAAUAUGAGGAGCUGAUGGAGAGAGAAACAUUAAGUGAUGUUGACAUGGAGACACUUAAGAACAAGGUCACGUUAAUUGAGAACGAGUUCAAGUCAGUUGAGGGAGGUGAAAAAGGACAUGAUAAAAACCUUAAGAGAAAACUAGGACAGAUAAAAGAUAAAGAAAAGCAGAUCAGCGACAUUAAGAAGCAUCUGAAGGAGCUGGAGACACAGAGAGAAGAGACUGAAAAGAAGAUGAUGGACCCUGAUUCACAGAAAGAAGCUGCAGAGACACAUCAGGAAGUGAGAGACGCAGAGAAGGUGGAACUUCAGAAACAGCUGAAAAAAACAGAGGAGACGAUGAAGAGAAUGAUGAAGGAGACUGUUUAUGCAGCAGAACAGAAACAUAAAACCACAAGUGGAAGAGACAAAACUGUUAAAAAGACUGAGGAGCUGAAACAGAAGAAUAAAAACCUAAAAACUACAUCAGACAAUCGAUUAUUAGAGCAGACGAAUGGUCAUAAAACAGACAAAACACAGGAAGCAGCUGAAAAUAAAGAGGCAACGAAGCAGAAAGGAGAGAAACCGUCCUCCAGCAACACACUAAAGUACCAUAGUCAGCCGUCUCCUGUCUCCUCAGUGUCUGGUCUACUGACGGCAUCAGCUGCUUCAGCUCACAUCAAGCAGCCUCCUGGCUCAGCUCUCCCUCACGUUGAUCCAAACCGCCAGCAGUUCUUUCAGAACGAGUCUCUCUCUGUAAAGUGUGGGGAGGUUGGAGGCUCCUCCAAUGGGAGGCUGAUGAGGAAGCUGAAGGAGCCCAGCUCUGCUCAUGCCUCUGUGUGGGAGACCACGGGUUCUCGCACCAUCAGAGCUGCUCAUCUGACGGACAGCGGCCGGUACUGGUGUGAAGACGGAGGCGGGAGGAGGAGCAGGGCUCUGAACAUCACUGUGACCGCUGCUGCUGUGGUCCUGGACGUUCCUGCUGCUCCGGUUCCUCAGGGAGCGGACGCGACCCUGCGCUGUUUAAAGGCCACAAGCUCAGAACUCAGCGCUCACUUCUACAAGGACGGGUUCUGCAUCGGUACCGGCUACGGUGGAGAGCUGAGCCUCUGCAGGGUCUCCAGGUCCGAUGAAGGCUCGUACAGAUGCGGCGUCUCUGGAGACGGAGACGAGGACUCAGAGGAGAGCUGGCUGAGCGUCGCUGAUGAAGAGCAGAUCCCAGGUCUGCUGAGGCUGCUCAGUGUCGCCUGUGUGGCUCCACUGCUGCUGCUGCGACUGCUUCACUGUGGAAAACACACAGAACCAGAGGGAAUGAAGCCUCUUCCACCAGUCGAGCGCCUGCUCUGUUCCACCGUCGUCUACAGGUCAGUUAAAGCAGAGACGCCUCAGUGAAACUGAAAGCAGGAGGUGGAGACGUUUACGACUGUUCAACUGAACCAAGUGUUUGAUCUCAGAGAAGAAUAAACAUUAAAUCUAUUGUAGAGCUAAAGCUAAAUUAAAAGUAUGAACCUGAUGAACUGAGCUGUUGGUGCAUUUACACUGAAAACCUAAAUUAAAGGUCUGCUCACGUUUUUGUCUUGACUUCAUCGUUAGAAUUUGAGCCACUUAAAAACUGACAUCAGUGAUCGACUGAUCGGCUCAGAUUCAACAGUUUGAUGUUUUUAAGUCCAGGAUCAUCUGGUGAAAACAUUUCUGCAUCAUUCACAUCAGUGAAGCUUCUGUCCUGUGUGACUAUUAGUUAUGAUGCAUAAUUACAAUGAAGUUUCUCCACAGUUGGACACAGUUUCUAGUGUUAAACAGCUGAUGAUGUGCUGCUGGGUUGAACAUUGAAGGUCUCUGUCUAGUGUGAAUAUACUGAUGCUAAAACCUAGAGAAAUGCUUUCACAGUUGGAGGAUGAAGAGUAAUGUUCACCUGUUUUGUAUUUGUUACAGCAGCUUGAACACGUUGCUCCAGUGAAGUUUCUCUAGUGUGAAUUUCUGGGUGCCAUUUUCAUUUGCAGGAUGGGAUAAAAGCGUUUCCACAGGUUUCAUGUGAAUAAUGUUCCUCUUCACGUGAAUCAGCUGGUUAAUCUUAAGUUGAAGCGUUUAUGAUUCGUCUGGAGGAUAAAGCACAGCCUUUACCACAGGUUUCACAUGAAUAAGGUUUCUCUCUGGUGUGAAUACGCUGGUGCCGUUUUCAGUUUGCAGCUUUAGAGGUUCCUCCACACUGGUCGCAUGAAUAAACCUUAUGUCCUGUGUCUUUUCAAGGCUCUAACCUGCUGAAAGCAGCUCCAGAGUCUCUGCUGAUGGACCGUUUCGCUCCUGUAUGGAUUCGAUGAUGGGUCUUCAGGCUGAAAGCUCUGCCACAUGUGACCUCUCUACAGAAUGAACCCUGUGAUGGCACAUACUCUGGUUACAAGCUUCAUCUCCUGCAAAAGCAAAGCAACGAGCAUGAACGAUUUCCUGUGGGAAGCGGUUUAUAAACAGCUGGGCGUCUAUGCCACCAUCAUUGUGAUUUUUACCUACAACGUUCUGCUGGACAGAGACGUGGCAUGCACUUGUCUAGAACAACAGCGGGACUGCACCUUCUACAUGGCCGUGCCAUUUUUGGCCAUAUUUCUUCUGAUUCUCUGGAUGGACACCAAGUUUUGGAACUUCUUGAGGUUUGGAUGGCGUUUACUAAAGUCUUCAUGUUCGUCACAGACAAACCAUACACACAUUAAUUCCCCCAAUCAACAGAAAAGGAUCGCGCCUCGUUUCAUCAUGUAUCUCAUUGCGUGGCACACUUUAAAGGCAGUGUUUGUGGGUCUGCUGUGGGUCGCGUCUGUGAUGAUUCAUGGAGACUGGUACAUCUGCUGUAGGAAUUCACAGCUAGUCUGCAAUGGAACAAAGAACAUCUCCCCUAAAGCGCAGGUAAAAGCUGAACAGAGGAAUUUGUCAAAGAUCAUUGGCUUCUCUCUGCUCUUCAGUAUCAUUGGUGUGACGUUUGUCAUUGCAUGCGUGCACUGCUUAAGCUGCCGUGAUAAAUAUUACUACAGAGCGAUAUUGGAAGAGGAGACACAUCUGGUCCAAGAGGCUCUGAUAGAAGCAGCAAAGAAAAACCUGCGCGAAAAGCUUAACAAAA